Molecule: messenger RNA, 2362 nt
Organism: Suncus etruscus (white-toothed pygmy shrew)
Lineage: Eukaryota; Metazoa; Chordata; Mammalia; Eulipotyphla; Soricidae
Gene: PRKCD
Product: protein kinase C delta
Exons: 17
Coding region: 37-2103 (688 amino acids)
Biological process (GO): protein phosphorylation
Molecular function (GO): diacylglycerol-dependent serine/threonine kinase activity; ATP binding
Source: RefSeq, a predicted model, not a curated record
CCACGCCUCUCCUGUGUGCCCAGCCCCCCGGCAGUCAUGGCACCGUUCCUGCGCAUCGCCUUCAAUUCGUAUGAAUUGGGGACCCUGCAGCCUGCAGAAGAUGCCAGCCCGCCCUUCUGUGCUGUGAAGAUGAAGGAAGCGCUCAGCACAGAGCGUGGGAAGACACUGGUGCAGAAGAAGCCCACCAUGUACCCCGAGUGGAAGUCGUCCUUCGACGCCCACAUCUACGAGGGCCGCGUGAUCCAGAUCGUGCUGAUGCGGGCGGCCGAGGAGCCCAUGUCCGAGGUGACGGUGGGCGUGUCGGUGCUGGCAGAGCGCUGCAAGAAGAACAACGGCAAGGCCGAGUUCUGGCUGGACCUGCAACCCCAGGCUAAGGUGUUGAUGUCGGUGCAGUAUUUCUUGGAAGACAUAGACUGCAGGCAGUCGGUUCGGGGUGAAGACGAGGCCAUGUUCCCGUGUACCAUGAACCGCCGGGGGGCCAUCAAACAAGCCAAAAUCCACUACAUUAAGAAUCAUGAGUUCAUCGCCACCUUCUUCGGGCAGCCCACCUUCUGUUCCGUGUGCAAGGAUUUCGUCUGGGGUCUCAACAAGCAAGGCUACAAGUGUAGGCAAUGCAACGCUGCCAUCCACAAGAAAUGCAUCGACAAGAUCAUCGGCCGGUGCACGGGCACGGCCGCCAACAGCCGUGACACACUGUUCCAGAAAGAACGUUUCCACAUCGACAUGCCGCACCGGUUCAAGGUUCACAACUACAUGAGCCCCACCUUCUGCGACCACUGCGGCAGCCUCCUCUGGGGGCUGGUGAAGCAGGGGCUCAAGUGUGAAGAAUGUUCCAUGAACGUGCACCACAAGUGCCAGAAGAAGGUGGCCAACCUCUGCGGCAUCAACCAGAAGCUCCUGGCUGAGGCCUUGAACCAAGUCACCCAGAGAGCAAGCACCCGAAAGGAAUCAGAACUGUCAGGCCAACAGUCUCCAAAUAAUGUUGUUGGUGUCUACCAGGCUUUUGAGAAGAAACCAGGAAUCUCUGGAGAUGACGGCCCAGAUUCUGGAGCUUACGAUCGGAUCUGGGAGUCCUCGGGCCCCCAAAGGGCAUCUACUGACAUCAAGUGCAGCAUUGAUAAGUUUAUCUUCCACAAGGUCCUGGGCAAAGGCAGCUUUGGGAAGGUGCUCCUGGCAGAGCUCAAGGACAAAAAGGAGUUCUUCGCGAUCAAGGCGCUCAAGAAGGAUGUGGUCCUCAUCGAUGAUGACGUGGAGUGCACCAUGGUGGAGAAGCGGGUGCUGGCGCUCGCGGGGGAGAACCCCUUCCUCACCCACCUUUUCUGCACUUUCCAGACCAAGGAGCACCUUUUCUUUGUGAUGGAGUUUCUCAAUGGUGGUGACCUGAUGUACCACAUCCAGGACAAAGGCCGCUUCGAGCUGUACCGUGCCACCUUUUACGGCGCCGAGAUCAUCUGUGGCCUGCAGUUCCUACACAGCAAAGGGAUCAUUUACAGGGACCUCAAGCUGGACAAUGUGAUGCUGAAUAGCGCAGGCCACAUCAAGAUUGCUGACUUCGGGAUGUGCAAAGAGAACAUGUUUGGGGACAAGUUGGCCAGCACCUUCUGCGGCACCCCUGACUACAUCGCCCCUGAGAUCCUGCAGGGCCUCAAGUACUCCUUCUCCGUGGACUGGUGGUCCUUCGGGGUCCUUCUCUACGAGAUGCUCAUUGGCCAGUCCCCCUUCCACGGCGAUGACGAGGACGAGCUCUUCGAGUCCAUCCGGGUAGACACGCCGUAUUUUCCCCGCUGGAUCACCAAGGAAUCCAAGGACAUCCUGGAGAAGCUGCUUGAAAGGGACCCGAGCAAGAGGCUGGGAGUGACUGGGAUAAUCAGGACGCACCCCUUCUUCAAGACCAUCAACUGGACUCUGCUGGAGAAGCGUGAGCUGGAGCCGCCUUUCAAGCCCAAAGUGAAAUCCCCAGGGGACUACAGCAACUUUGACCAGGAGUUCCUGGGCGAGAAGCCGCGUCUCUCCUACAGCGACAAGAACCUCAUUGACUCCAUGGACCAGUCCGCCUUCGCUGGCUUCUCCUUCGUGAACCCCAAGUUUGAGAAGCUUUUGUGAUCAUGUCGUUUCAGACGUAACCCCCACCCCCAAACAUGCCCCAGCCAGGCAGCCUGGGGUCAGCUAGCAUGGCCUGUCCACCCAGCCCCGGACAGAAGCUGGGUACCCCUGAGGCACCAGCCUGUCCCCCUCCCUGCCCUCCACAUCAGCCACCAUGUGACUUGUGAUUUUUGCUGCCGUCUCUUCUGUCACCUCCAGGGGACCCCGGGCUCCUCAGCCGGCUGUGCUUUUGACGGUACUUCCUCUGUGAACUGUGUGA